Molecule: messenger RNA, 1108 nt
Organism: Rubroshorea leprosula
Lineage: Eukaryota; Viridiplantae; Streptophyta; Magnoliopsida; Malvales; Dipterocarpaceae
Source: the annotation of a GenBank genome assembly
GAGCAGCCAGAAUCAGAAUAUGGAUCUGGCUAUGGACGGAAGCCUCAGUUCGAGCAGCCAGAAUCAGAAUAUGGAUCUGGCUAUGGCAGGAAGCCGGAUAAUGAGCGGCCGGAAUCUGAAUUUGGAUCUGGCUAUGGACGGAAACCCCAGUUCGAGCAACCAGAAUCAGAAUAUGGAUCUGGUUAUGGCAGGAAGCCGGAUAAUGAGCGGCCGGAAUCUGAAUUUGGAUCUGGCUAUGGCCGCAAGCCUGAGUACGGGCAACCAGAAUCGGAAUAUGGAUCUGGCUAUGGACGGAAGCCCGAGUACGGGCAACCAGAAUCGGAAUAUGGGUCUGGGUUUGGCCGGAGGCCCGAGUAUGGGCAACCAGAAUCGGAAUAUGGAUCUGGGUAUGGCCGGAAGCCCGAAUAUGGGCAACCAGAAUCGGAAUAUGGAUCUGGGUAUGGCCGGAAGCCCGAACAUGAGGGAGCUGGAUCUGAGUACGGAUCCGGUUACGGCCAGCGGACUGAGUAUGGGAGACCCUCCGAGUAUGGAUCGGGGUAUGAACGAAAGACUGAAUCUGAAUAUGAGUCGGGGUAUGGAGGGAAGACAGAGUCCGAGUAUGGAUCUGGGUAUGGGCGAUCUGAGGAGCAGGAGUAUCCAAAGCCAGGCUACGGGAGGCGAGCUGAUGAGGACUCUGGCUAUGGUGGUGAGGAGAGCUAUGGCCGCAAGAAAUAUGGGGAUGAUAAUUCUGAUGGUGAUGAGGAGAAGAAGCAUCACCACUAUAAGCACCAUCACCACAAGCGUUAUGACGACGAUGAGGAAUGAGAUUGCUGGUUGCUUUCUCAAUGGAGUUGAUGCCAUAAUUAGGUACUAAAUAAAGGUCUGUUCUGAUGGUAUCAGCUACCAAACUGUGUUUCAGGAGUGUGAGUCAGACCAUUGUGUGUGCCAAUAUGAUAUCCCAAACCUUUGGGUUGUGUUUUAUACUAUACUGCUUGUUACAGCUUGACUAAAGUUUGCUAGUUUGAUAUGUUGCCUUUGUGCAUGAAUAUCACAUUAUGUUAUAUAAUAUUGGAGUGUUUUCCUCAUGCAUGCUAUGUAGUACGAGCAAGGGGUGAAAACAGAAAUUGUU